Messenger RNA from Oryzias melastigma (Indian medaka), 4172 nucleotides. RefSeq names its product synapsin IIb (gene syn2b). Gene Ontology annotation, biological process: neurotransmitter secretion. Gene Ontology annotation, molecular function: ATP binding. Bases 1 to 2430 code for a protein of 809 amino acids. The record is from RefSeq and is a predicted model, not a curated record. The transcript is spliced from 13 exons. NCBI's taxonomy places the organism in Eukaryota, Metazoa, Chordata, Actinopteri, Beloniformes, Adrianichthyidae. Gene Ontology annotation, cellular component: synaptic vesicle membrane; synaptic vesicle.
AUGAACUUCCUUCGCCGUCGCCUUUCGGACAGCAGCUUCAUGUCCAACCUGCCCAACGGCUACAUGACGGACCUCCAACGGCCUGACCCGCCUGCUGCACCACCGCCCACGGCGUCCUCGCCCUCUCAGCAGGGGGCAGCCCCCGUACCUGCCCAGUCCCCGACCAAAGCUCCGGCACCAUCCCAGGCGCCGGCCGGCUCCCCCGCCCCCCAGGAGCGCCGUCCGUCCCAGCCGGCCCAGCAGCCUCAGCAGUCCCAGUCCUCUGGUGGGUCCUCUGGCUUCUUCAGCUCCUUCAGCUCCAUCACCAACGUGGUCAAACAGACGGCGGCCUCCGCCGCCGGCUUUGUGGAGCAAUCGGCCCCCUCACCUUCGCUUUCCAAGAAGUUCAAGAUUCUGCUGGUGAUUGAUGAGCCUCAGCAUGAGUGGGCAAAAGUGUUUCGAGGAAAGAAGGUCCUUGGAGAUUAUGACAUCAGAGUUGAGCAGGCUGAGUUCUCAGAGGUCAACCUGGUCUCACAUUCUAACGGAACCUGUAACGUGGACAUGCAGGUGAUGAGAGGCGGGACCAAGGUGGUCAGGUCCUUCAGGCCUGAUUUUGUCCUGGUGCGUCAGCACGCCUUCAGCAUGGCCCAAAACGAAGACUUUAGGAACUUGAUCAUCGGCCUGCAGUACGCAGGCAUCCCCUCAGUCAACUCCCUGGAGACCAUCUACAACCUCUGUGACAAACCCUGGGCUUUUUCUCAGCUGAUCAAUAACCAGAAGCGGUUGGGAUCAGACAAGUUCCCUCUCAUCGAUCAGACUUUCUACCCCAACUACAGAGACAUGAUUACAACACCAAGUUUUCCAGUUGUGGUGAAAAUUGGACAUGCACACUCUGGAAUGGGAAAGGUCAAGGUGGAUAAUGUUAGUGACUUUCAGGACAUUGCAAGUGUGGUGGCCAUCACUCAGACUUACUGUACCACAGAGCCAUUCAUUGAUGCCAAGUAUGACAUCCGGGUCCAGAAAAUCGGUGCUGAUUACAAAGCUUAUAUGCGAACAUCCAUCUCUGGUAAUUGGAAAAGCAACACCGGAUCUGCCAUGUUGGAACAAGUAGCCAUGACUGACAAGUAUAAACUGUGGGUUGAUACCUGUUCAGAGAUCUUUGGAGGGUUGGAUAUCUGUGCCGUCAAAGCCAUUUGUGGAAAGGAUGGUAACGACUACAUCACAGAGGUCGUAGGUUCAUCUAUGCAGCUGAUUGGUGAUCACCAGGCAGAGGAUCGCCAGCUCAUUUCAGAGGUAGUGUUGGCAAAGAUGAACCACGCUUUGGUUGCCAGGUCUUCAAGUGCUUCCCGCUCGCCUGCUCGCUCCCCUCAAAGCCAGAAGCCAACAACCGUCCAGCCACAACAGAGUGCUGCUCUAAAGGAAGGAAUGGCAGAUCCAAACAGGACCACAGGCCAGCGCACUCAGCCCCAAGGAGCACCACUGAAAUCCCAGAGCGUUGACGUGUCAGCCGAGUCCGUCAAAAAGGUUUCUGAAUCUGUGUCAAAGCUCAAUCAGGCUCAGAAACCUGGUCCAGGUCCUGCUCAGAAGCCAUCCCAGAGUCAAAAGCCGGCUCCAGUCCAGAAGGCUGGCUCAGUCACCAAACCUCCAGUGCAGAGGCCUCCACCGAUGACAAGAGCCCCGUCUGUUACAAAGCCAGCUCCAGAUUCUGAUUCCAGUUCUGCCCCGGCUAAGGCGUCCCCUUCAUCCCCGGCUAAAGCAGCAGCAGCCACACCUCCAGGGUCUCCUCAAACCAAAGCAGCUGCAGCCACCACAGCCCCCAGCUCCUCUACAGCCUCUCCUUCAGCUCCUGCCGCCACCACAGAGCAGCCCCAACCCCAGCCUCAAGGGUCCCCAUCAGCAGCUCCUGGAAAACCAAAAGAUCUGCCCCCAAAGCCAACACCACCCGCAAAGCCGAUCCCUCCUGUCCGCAGGAAUUCCAAACCACAGCUUCAGCCAAAACCACAAACUCCACCUCCCCCAAAGGCUUCACCAAAACCCCAGCCCGCUACUCAAGCUCCAGCUCCCAGUCAAGCCUCAGAAACGUCCUCAACCCCCACCUUGGCGCAGGUUGACUCCCCGGCCAAAACUAGCCAGCCUCCACAUAACGUCCAGUCUCCAGCUAAAGCUCAGCCUCAGCCCAAGCCGGCUGCUCCUUCCCAGAACCCCCAGCCCGCUCCAACUGAAACAGCUGCAGAACCAACUGAUGCCCAGGCCCCAGUGGAGGACCAGCCCCAACAAAAGACCCACCCUCUGCUGAAUAAGUCCCAGUCCCUGACCAAUGCCUUCAGUGCCUUCAGCGACUCCUCUUUCUUCCGCGGAGUCACAAGCUCUGGGGGCGAGGGUCAAGAAGAGGCAAAGGCAGAGACCAUUCGCAACCUCCGAAAGUCCUUUGCCAGCCUUUUCUCUGACUAGACACAAUCAAACUGCAUCCCUGCCACUAAGUGAUGCUGGUCCUUCGUUAGCCAGUGGGCAGGCGUCCUGAUUGGUAUUAAAUGUGAACAAGUGUGAGAUUAAAGUUUGUGUGUUAACUGUACUGUAUUUCCUGCGUUCCAGUCCUUCUUCAGCUUCACUUUCAGCUUCUCUUCGUGGGUAAGGGUGAGGAUCUGCUGGAUGGGUGUUUGCUGAAAGAAUACUCGCCUUGAAGGAGUUACGUCAUUGAGGUAAAAUACAUUAGAGUAGAACAGAUUAGAGUAAAGUAAGAUCUUUAUUUUUUUUCCCAGAGAAGAUAUGAUGAACAUAUUUAAAAGUAUGUGGAAAUUAUAUUCAAAUUGCUAAAAGUUAUGUACAUACACUAUAAUAAAUGCUAUAGAAAUAUUACAAAUAAAAUAAUAUAUAGAAGCAAAGAGACUUUAAUUUGCUUUAGUCGGUGACAUAACUCUUUCAUUCCAUGCUGUAUGUAGACAAACUUCCGCUAAUCAGAUGUUCGACAUGUGGUGGUAUCCCCAACAGUGAAUCAAUGUUGUCAGUGAAUAAGAAAACUAAAAAUCGUAUAUAAGGGAUUCUUUCCUGUGUACUCACCAACGGGCUCCUUUCUGAUGCCCACUUUUUCUUUUCUUUUUUUGUCUCAAAAACCUCAACGGUUAUUGUUUUGUGAGGGAGUCGGUUCUAAGUGUAUACGUGUUCAUCUGUGUUCACUAGUUGUGCAUGGCUCCUCCAAGUGGCUCGGUGUGACUUCUGGAACAGACGGGAGCUGUAGCAGUGUUGAGUUUUGCCCUCUGUUGCCUCCUUUCUCUUCUCUUUCUAGAUGUUGUAGCCUUAUUGUGAACACGUUUUCCAAUCGCAGCUACGUUGAUUAGCUGUGCAGACCUGGGUCGAUAACAACCUGGAAUGUAUUCAUUUACUUUCAGGAGGUUUUAAUAAGUCAACGAGUUAACUAGCAAGAGCAAGGUUGAUUGUAAUUAUUCUGAAGCUGGGUGACUAAAGCGGUCUUUGACAGUGAAUGGAUGCAUUUCAAAUAGCAACUCAUGUCUGUAGCUGUAACUGUGUAGAUCUAUCAACAGUUUUGUAAUUUGUUGGUUAUUCUCAUGAAAAGACAUUGAGACAGUAGUGCAAUAACAACUCAACAUGCCUGUUGAGCACUGUCACCCUGCUAUAAAUAUAACCACAUAUACAGGACCUGUACAUCCUUUAAAAAAACCCUUCUUCUUGCAUUCCUUUUAAGAUUCCUUUCUACGAUGACUUUCCAAUUUACACAUAAUCCGCAGUGUUGGAUUACUAGUCCAUGUGGAAAUGUUGCAACUUUGUCAUUAACUUUAUUUUUUAUAAGUGGAGUGAAUUUAAUGCAACCAGAAAUUUUAUCCUCUGUUGUCAACUUUCAGGCACAUGCAGUUGUGUGUAAAGAUAAAAACAAAAUCUCCACAAAAGACAUUUAUAUCAGAGUGUAUCCACCUCCAGAGCUGUUAAAGGUAAACUCUAGCAUAUUGUAUUUGUAUAUGUGACAUCCCAAAAGUUUAUUUUUUGUAAAAUAUUGAUUUAUUUAUUUAUUUUUGAGGAUCCAUAUUUAUGGUAAAUUGUAUGGUAAAAUUGUUUGUUUUGUAUUGUGUUUUUAUUUGUAAUGGAAUACUGCUUUGCAUGAUCCAGUGACUAAUGUUUUUCUUUUCUUUUUUUCUGUAAAUAUAAAUGUCAAUAAAGACGUGGUUCCAUCACAAACCUGA